Monomorium pharaonis (pharaoh ant) is the source of this 1770-nucleotide messenger RNA. Its product is annotated as SEC14-like protein 2. Lineage: Eukaryota; Metazoa; Arthropoda; Insecta; Hymenoptera; Formicidae. The transcript has 11 exons. The record is from RefSeq and is a predicted model, not a curated record. Bases 321 to 1490 code for a protein of 389 amino acids. Gene Ontology annotation, cellular component: cytoplasm.
UCGACCUGAACACCGCAGUCGACGCUGAGCAGUCGCGCGAUCGCGAGGUGGUGGUCCCCGGUGGGAUUUGUGUCUGCCGAUUGAAUAAACGAUCAGUUAAUCUUCGCUGUCUUCGAGGGAUGUUCGCGACUUCUAUUAGCUUUUGAAUCUUGCGAGUCCUUUUUGGUACCGUGGCAUUUUCGGAUAAACGUUUAGGACGCAUUUUCAUAAAUACAAAGGUCGACUCAAAGAAUCUCAAAAAAAUCAUUCAUCAACAAGUUUUACAACUGAAGAAAUAAAUUCAUUAAAAUCAAAUCGUAAACGAUAUUUAAACAGUGAAAAUGUCAUUGAACUUGGCGGAUGAUCAACGAUUUGCAUUAAUGAAGUUCCGGCGGUCCGUGCAAGAUAUCCUACAGCCACACCAUGAUGACCACUUUCUGCUUCGUUGGUUGAGAGCUAGAAAAUGGAAACCUGACGCGGCGGAAAAAAUGCUGAGAGAUUCGAUGGAAUGGAGGAAACGUUGGGAUACUGACAGUUUAGUUGAUUGGGAAAUUCCUGAAAUAAUAAAAACUUAUUUGCCUCAUGGAUUAAGCGGAUUUGACAACGACGGAGCACCAGUGAUCAUUGUACCAUUUGCUGGUAUGGACAUGUACGGAACAUUACAUGUAAUAUCGCAGAACGAAUUCGUCAAAAUUAUGAUAAAAAUAUUAGACAAUUAUUUGAACAUAGCCAGGGAGCAAUCCAAGAAGCAUGGACAAAUCGCUAAUCAAGUAACUGUUGUCUUUGACAUGGAAGGAUUUAAUCUUAAACAAUAUUUGUGGAAACCAGCUGGUGAACUGAUCAUCGCUUUUCUCCAAAUGUAUGAAGCAAACUACCCAGAAAUUCUAAAAAUGUGCUUUUUGAUCAAUGCCCCAAGAGUAUUCGCUUUUGCUUUUUCCAUUGUCAAGAAAUUCAUGGAUGACUAUACAUUGUCGAAAAUGCAAAUCUACAAAGCCGAACCUAUAAAAUGGCAAGCCGCAAUUCUCAAACUUAUUCCAAGCAAUCAACUACCUGCUCAUUAUGGUGGAACAUUAACAGAUUCAGAUGGCAACCCAAAAUAUACUUCAAAAAUCUGUCAAGGCGGUAAAAUACCUAAAGAAUUGUACACCAAAAAUAUGGAUAAAACAAACGAGGAUUAUACUACCGUUGUCGUUCGGAAAGGAGGAAAGUUAGAAUUCGAUAUUUCUGCACCUGAAGUGGGUUCCAUCUUAAGCUGGGAAUUCCGAAGCGAAGAUCACGACAUCAAAUUCGGGAUUUUAAAAAAGGAUGAUACCAACGGUACAAAAACAGAAGUUAUACCUAUCCGAAGAGUCGCGUCCCAUCAAUCGGAUGAAAUUGGAGUAUUAACAUGCGAAAAUCAGACGACAUAUUCCCUUGUUUUCGACAAUACAUACAGUCUCCUAAGGAAUAAAAAAGUUCAUUAUUCCGUACGUAUGUUACCACCGGCAAAACAAGCGGCACGAAUUAUGUAAUAAAAAGAAUAUUUUUUUAGGAAAUUUGCAGUAAUUAGUUUUUGGCAUUUUCUAUUUGUAAAAAAACAAGUUAAAUUUUUGAAAAAAUAUGUUAGUUUUAUAGUAGUAAAUAUAGGUAUGAGGUACAUUCUUCGUAACUUAUCACAAACUUUAUCACAGAUUUUAAUUGACAUUUUUUGUCUUUCAUUAUUUCUUUAUUGUGCAGAAACUAUGUGACUUUUAGUUGUAAUAUUAAUUAUGGUAUAUACAGACAAUAAAAAUAAAAAAUAAAUACAUCCUA